AUGUCUGGCCUCUUGGACCCCAUCUUUGGACCCGGUGAUUCGGAUGAUCAGACUCGACCAUCCAACAUGGCUCAAGAACCUCCCAAGGAGGGCCCCAUCGCUCCUUCUUCCUCGACCAUUGCGACCACCAGUGCUGUGCAGAAUCAACCCGACACGUCGACUCAACCUACCACCUCGCCGACCACAACGUCUACUCAGCAGCAGCAACAACAACCUCAGACAACGACGCAACCCACCACCAGCUCCACUACUACGUCGUCUUCGACCCCGGCUGCUUCUCCUCCUCCUCAAUCUUCAAGUUCAGCCCCUCCUGUUGCAUCGUCCUCCGCUGUAGUCACACCGUCCUCUUCUUCUUCCACAACCACGGUCAACAAUGCGCCAACCAUCAUCGAUGUACCAUCAUCAAGUACCACUACGACCGCUACACCUAUCGAGCAGAGCACGAGAACCGUUGUCGUCGUAGCCAGUGGUACCGUCUCUGUGCCCGGCCUACUCAGUAUCUCCGCGAGCCGACCCACCGGAUCUUCCAUAGCCGAUAACAGCGAAGGCAAAGGCGGUGUAGGCGGAUCGGGCCUCCCACUCGGAGCUGUCGUUGGAAUCGUCAUUGGCGGUCUGGUGGUCAUUGCCAUCAUCGCCAUCUUGGCUACACGUACCGUCAGGAAGCGAGCAAGGGAGAGAAGGACAGCGCACAGAAGCUCAAUGUUCGAGCCAUGGCCUGCUCCAGUCGCUCUCGAGGACGAGCCAUACGAGAAGCCAAGCUACGCAGACACUGCUCAAAGUUACCCGAUGCAAGAUACCAACACGGACGGAUACCACGAUGGAUCUUACCCUGCCUAUGGUGCAAGUCAAGCUUACCCUGCUUACGAUCAAUAUGGCCAAGCGACUCAACCGUAUGGUCAGCAACCAUACAUGGACGCAGGUAUCGCUGGAGCUGCUGGAAUGGGAGCCGGUGCGGCCGCCGUUGCUGGAGUGGCUACUGGACCAGGUGCCGAAGCUGGACUUCAGGACAACAUGAUGGUCAGAGUCAAAGUUGGAUUUGUCAGAAGUCUCGAGGAUGAACUUGCCAUCACUCCUGGUCAACAGCUCUAUCUUCACACUUCUUACGAUGAUGGCUGGUGUCUAUGCGAAGACCAAGCGCAGAACAGAGGCGUCGUACCCGUCAGCUGUCUCGAACCAUGGGAUGACAAUGCCAACAAUGGCAUUGUACCGAGCGCUUCCGAGGGCGCCCUCACCAACAUGUCGCAACGAAGGUCGAGCUUGUACCAGGUGUCCCCCAUCCCUGAAUAUCAAUAA
This is a messenger RNA of Kockovaella imperatae, 1293 nucleotides long. RefSeq lists its product as hypothetical. Lineage: Eukaryota; Fungi; Basidiomycota; Tremellomycetes; Tremellales; Cuniculitremaceae. Gene Ontology annotation, molecular function: protein binding. The transcript has 6 exons. The record is from RefSeq and is a predicted model, not a curated record. Bases 1 to 1293 code for a protein of 430 amino acids.